AUGGAGGAGUGUGGAGAGGGCCCCAGGCUCCUCCCCUACAGGCCCCCUCAGGCCUCUCCGGCAUCCAAGCAGCAGCUGGGCCCAAGCAGCCAUUCGGUCGCCAAACCUUGGGGCAUUGAGCUAUUUCUGGGACCCAGAAUAGGCGCUGCUCUCCAGGAGUUCAGAAUUGAAUUGGGGAGAGCAGCAGGGGCCCAGGUGCACCCCAGAUCCCUAGAGAGGCCCUCUGGGCUGGGGUCCCAGGCUGAGCCCAUUUAUAUGUUGUUUCAGGCCUCCGUGACGUUCAAGGAUGUGGCCGUGGACUUCACCUGGGAGGAGUGGAGGCACCUGGACCCUUCCCAGAAGGAGCUGUACUGGGAGGUGAUGCUGGAGAACUACAGGAACCUGGUGUGCCUGGGCCUUGCUGAUGCCAACCUGGAUGCGAUCUCUGAGCUGGGGUCAGGGGAACCACAUUGGAUUCCAAAGGGUAAUGCCCUAAGAACCUGCCAGCCAGAUUGGGACACUGCAUCUCAGACCAAGGAGUUGGCUGCAAAGAUGAGUAUUUCUAUGGAACAUUUCUCCCAGCAAACAUUCUUGGGGGAUGACCCAUGCAUCGCUGAGAUGGGAAAAACAUGGGAGUAUCAUAGCAGAUUAAAGAAAGAGAACAAUGGGAAGAAACAUUCUAGACAAGGAAAAGUAGUAAUCCAAACAGAACCUGCCAAUGAAAUAAGAGGCUGUGAAUACAGUAAAUACAGCAGUAGCUCUAGCACAGAGCCAGACCUUUUUCCAAAACAGGGAAUAUCUGGAGUAACAAAUCUCCAUGCAGGUGAUAUCCAGAGAAGGAGUUUCAACAUGGAUUCAGACCAAAGACAAUGUAAAAUCUAUUCAAAGGUUAAAUGUCAGAAAGCCUUGGAUUAUAAUUUGGAUUGCAUGAAAAGAUAUGGAAUUCAUGUUGAAGAGAAAGUUCAUGAAAAAGAGAAUUCUUUCCUCCUAAAUAAUGAACUUAGUCUACACCAGAGAACUAAUGCAGAAAAAAAUGGCAAUGAAUUGGCUAAAUGCCAGAAGACAGAUCUUUCUCAAUACCCUAGUAUUCAGAGUAAAGAGAAAUCUUUUAAAUGCAGUGAAUGUGGAAAGACCUUCCAAUUCAAGAUAAGUCUUACACAACAUUAUAGAAUCCACACUGGAGAGAAACCUUUUGAAUGCAGUGAAUGUGAAAAGGCCUUUCGCCAAAAGACAGAUCUUAUACGACAUUAUAGAAUUCAUUCUGGAGAGAAACCUUUUAAAUGCAGGGAAUGUGGGAAAGCCUUUCCCCGGCGCACAACCUUGACUCUUCAUCAGAGAACUCACACUGGAGAAAAACCCUAUGAAUGCAGUGAAUGUGGGAAGACAUUCCGAUCAAGUUCUAACCUCACUCAGCACCGGAGUACUCAUACUGGAAUAAAACCUCAUCAAUGCAGUGUAUGUGGGAAGGCAUUCUCUCAGAAAACUGAUCUUACUCAUCACAGUAGAAUUCAUACUAGAGAGAAACCAUAUGAAUGCAGUGAAUGUGGGAAGUUCUUCCGACAGAAGUCAGAUCUUGCACAACACUUCAGCAUUCAUACUGGAAAGAAACCGUUUAAAUGCAGUGAUUGUGGGAAAGCUUUUCCUAGGAUCACAACACUGAAACGACAUCAGAGAACUCAUACUGGAGAGAAACCAUUUGAAUGCAAUGAAUGUGGGAAGACAUUCCGGUCAAGCUCCAACCUUUCUCAGCAUGGGAAAAUUCAUAAAGGAAGAAAACCACAGCAGUUAGGUGGCUCAGUGGCUCGAGAGCCAGACCUAGAGAUAGGAGGUCCUGAGUUCAAAUCUGGCUUCAAAGGCUUUCUAACUAUGUGACCCUGGGCAAGUCACUUAAGUCCAAUUCCCUAAUCCUUCCUGCGCUUCUACCUUAGUAAUGAAUCUAAGAUAGAUGGUAAAGGUUGUAAAAAUAAAGGAAUAAGACCUCAUGA
Gracilinanus agilis (Agile Gracile Mouse Opossum) is the source of this 1964-nucleotide messenger RNA. Its product is annotated as zinc finger protein 391-like. The transcript is spliced from 5 exons. Gene Ontology annotation, molecular function: DNA-binding transcription repressor activity, RNA polymerase II-specific. Lineage: Eukaryota; Metazoa; Chordata; Mammalia; Didelphimorphia; Didelphidae. Gene Ontology annotation, biological process: negative regulation of transcription by RNA polymerase II. The record is from RefSeq and is a predicted model, not a curated record. Bases 1 to 1851 code for a protein of 616 amino acids.